Molecule: messenger RNA, 2466 nt
Organism: Endocarpon pusillum Z07020
Lineage: Eukaryota; Fungi; Ascomycota; Eurotiomycetes; Verrucariales; Verrucariaceae
Exons: 1
Coding region: 1-2466 (821 amino acids)
Source: RefSeq, a predicted model, not a curated record
AUGACUUCACACCCUCAAGCGGAAAGCACAGCCGCGAUCGCGAGGGACGAUGAAGCUGGAGCGAAUAUACAACCCUUAACAAUGGGAGGUGCCCUCUUCAGAGACCACGAGGAAGAACGCUCUCACAUUCCCACAGGCGGCAAAAGUCCUGUCAACUACAUUGAAAAUGAUGCGGAUGAUGAAUUCGCCCCAGAAGCUAGUGGCCCCGUCAGGGUAGAGCAAAUGGUACGGGGCGGACCGGUCAAGCUUGCUGGUAGAAUCGGGGCAACUCAAGGGAAAGUCACCUUUAUCUCGAAGCAAGGCGACAUUGAUCUUACGGAGUCCCAGCCCGUAUACAGUCAACAGGAAGAAGGGUACUUAGUCACAACAUUGCAUCUUGCAUAUUCAAAUCGAUUUGAGAUUGCGACAAGAGCCCGAACAGCCCGCCGUCGAGAACUAGAAGUUCUCGCGCCAUUUCUAGCGGACGAGCUGCUUUCAGAGCUGCAGAUUUUACGCGAAGACGUUUCGUCGGUCUCCACUGCAUCCGUCUCUGGAACCAAGCCAGAUCCCGGCCCACGAAAUCCGCAAGGCUCUUGUGGUGAGGAAUGUUGGUUGAGAACAGACGUUCCCGAAAGCGAGCCUAUUGUCGGUGGUAGUUACAGGAUACCCAUCUCUGCGGAUCCGUUCUUCAGAUAUUCCGCUAUCGUACCGGGUCAAACGCGCAUUCUCUGCCUUCAACCUGGAUCAGCAGACCACCCAGUCACUAUCAACAUCAUUCCAAUGAAUUCGAACGAUGUCGGACCGUAUGCUGCUUUGUCGUACACCUGGGGCUCACCAACACAAUCAAAGCGCAUCAUUGUGAUAAACAAAAAGCUCCAUACAGUGUCCGAAAAUCUGUACAAUGCAUUGCUAUAUCUACGUCUCAGUGACAGGCCCAGGUGGCUCUGGGUCGACGCCAUAUGCAUCAAUCAAGAGGACAUGGCAGAAAAAUCCUUCCAAAUUCCUAUGAUGACGAGCAUCUACCGCAACGCUCAGAAGGUGGUCAUCUGGCUUGGAGAGCACAAGGACAAUAGUGCUCUCGCCAUAGCAGGAAUGAAGCUGCUUGACCGGGAAGAGACUCGCAAGAAAAUAAUGGAACCAGCGCACGACGAGGAGUGUCUAAGGCAACUCAAUAAGCUGUACGAAGCCUUGCUCGCCAUCUACCAGCGUCCGUUCUUUGGCCGCGCAUGGAUCCGUCAAGAAAUUGCCGUAGCCAAACGAGUGGAAGUCCAGUGCGGGCAGGAUACCGUAUCGUGGCUCGGGCUGAAGAGGACGGCCCGAAGAUUGCAUUCCCUGAGAAACAUAAUCAAAAGCGAGAGCGCGAUCGAUCCACUUGAUUUCAAAUCUGAUGACUUGGGCAACCUCAAGUUCCUGUCCCGAGGAUGGCGCUAUGGACAAUCAGCCUUGGGAUUUAUGGCCGAAGCCCAGAGUGUCUAUUACUAUCAUGGUGGCGGAUUGCUCGAAUUGCUCAUGAUUUCUAGGCACUUUGAGGCCACCGAUCCGCGCGACAAAGUUUAUAGCGUUCUGGGUCUUGGGAGAGAACCUUUGCAAGCACAAAAUGCAUCUUUAGAGCCAGUCCGACCACUAGCUGCCAAAGAUUCCUCAGGAUUAUACGCAGCGUUAUAUCACCAUAUGGUGAGGUGCUUCACUUACAUGCGGGAUAAAGUACAUAGCACCCUGGGUCUUACGAGCGAACCAGUCUCGGAGGACACAGCUGCCCUGACGGAAAUCUUGGCUCCACCACCCAAAUUUAUCGUGGACUACUCCCAAUCUGUCUCUCAGGUAUAUCAGCAUGUGGCAAAAUACUUCAUCAAUCGUGAUCGCAAUCUCGACAUCCUCUGCAUACUAAGCACACAUCGAGGACCCGAAUCCUCCGACCUUCCAUCAUGGACACCAGAUUGGCGAGUCACAACUUCUCAUAUCGGACUCACCGAGUGUUGGGACUACAUCGGGAUGAAGCACUCUUCUGCCAAUUCUGCUCUAGCGGAGCUCCAAGAUCAAGACGGCGCUGGACGAUUGAUCGUGCGCGCAUAUCUUGUCGAACAGAUUAAAAUCCUUCUAGAGGUGACAGGCGACGUGUGCAAUACCAUAAAUAUGGCCAUGUUCGGACCAGACGAGACGGCCAAACAUGAAGCGGAGACAGAGCCCUUCAAUUCAGGAAAACACGUUCGAAGGUUCUGCAAAACGCAAUCCCGGUUGCAGUUCUUAGUCCCUGCAGGCGCUGAGGAAGGCGAUGUCAUUGUCCUCCUUUACGGUUCUCGUUUACCCUUCGUGAUUCGGCCUCUAGUAUGGGACUCGUAUUUGACUGUAGAAGACGUCACGUUCUGCAAGCCAGGCGCCGAAUUCGAGUUGAUAGGGCCUUGUUUCCACCCGAUCCUUAUGAACGGGCAUGCUUUUAUGAGGUUUCAAAAGAACUAUUCGUUGCCUGAAAAGAUAUUUCUUAUCUAA